UUUACGAAUACAAAAUGACGGGGUUAUCGUUCGAGUCGUGCAAUUUUUUAUUUUUAAACAUCUUUGACGAAUGCUGUUACGAGAAGCAUUAGUUGCGUUUGGAGAUUUGUCGCGAAAUUAUAUAUCGGAUUUGCGUUUGAAAUGCGCGUGGCAGUGGUGGGCGCCGGUGUGAUCGGCAUGACAAGUGCGUUCGCGGUGAAAAGCAGUUUUCCACAAUUCGAGGUGCAGAUAUUUUCGGAUAAAUUUUCACCAGCAACUACCGGCGACGGAAGUGCCGGUAUGUGGAGUCCUUAUCUUCUCGGAAGCACUCCUUGUGACAAAAUAUCACAAUGGGGUGAAAUCACGCAUCGUUGGUUGGAAAACUUUUGGAAAGCGGGCUUGGCUUCUGAAAUAGGACUCUCCUUGAUACCGGUAUACCGUGUUACCAGUAAUCCCGAUGGUUUCUUCGAUUUAGCCUGGACGAAAGUGGUGUACGGUGCGUACGAACUAAAUCCCAGUGAAUUGGAGAAACUAAACGUAGAGUGGAAUGCCAAUUAUAAACACGGAUGGAUGUUCCUGACGUAUACGUGCGAGCCAGUUAGAUUGUUGCCUUGGUUAAUGAAACGAUUCCUCCACAUAGGCGGAAAAAUACGAAACAGGAAAAUUCACACGUUCAACGAACUAAUCGACGAUGGAUACGACUUAAUAAUAAACUGUAGCGGCCUCGGUGCACAUGAACUCGUGGGUGAUAACGCCGUUAGGUCUAUCAGAGGUCAAGUUGCUAGGGUGACGGCAUCCUGGGUAAUGCACGGGUUAUUGGUAGACGACGACGAUGGAAAUUACAUAAUACCGAACAUCGACAGUGUAGUGUUGGGUGGUACGCACCAAGAGAACGAUUUCGACUGUACACCACGAGAAGAAGACUCAGAAUUCAUUUAUAACGGAUGUGUGCGCAUUUUACCCGCUCUGAAAGGAGCCGAAAUAGCGAAGGAGUGGGUUGGCCUGAGACCUGGAAGGUACCAAGUUCGUAUUGAAGCUGAAGUUUGCAGGUCUUCUAAAGGCAGACAAGUUACGGUAAUACACAAUUACGGACACGGAGGGAGUGGCGUGACGUUAUGCUGGGGCUGUGCUUUGAACGUCGUGAACAUCGUAGAGAAUAUGACGAGUUUGAAAUCGAAUCUGUAAAGUCUUAGAUAAGCGAGAGAUAAUAAAAGAUCUUUUUCCAAAGAA
Molecule: messenger RNA, 1209 nt
Organism: Bombus pyrosoma
Lineage: Eukaryota; Metazoa; Arthropoda; Insecta; Hymenoptera; Apidae
Gene: Daao2
Product: D-aspartate oxidase
Exons: 7
Coding region: 142-1164 (340 amino acids)
Molecular function (GO): FAD binding; D-amino-acid oxidase activity
Source: RefSeq, a predicted model, not a curated record